Messenger RNA from Notodromas monacha, 771 nucleotides. NCBI's taxonomy places the organism in Eukaryota, Metazoa, Arthropoda, Ostracoda, Podocopida, Cyprididae. The record is from the annotation of a GenBank genome assembly.
AUGGACGUGAAUACGUUAGGAUUCGUAAACCCGCGCUACUCAAGCGACACAUUUGCCGAUGACGUCACUACAUCUCGAUCGUCCAAGUUGAACCGGUCAAUGAAGACUAUUUUUGAUCAUUGUCUUCCUUGGAGGCGUAAGCGGGACAAGGAUGACAUGAAUGAAGGUCGUCACGGGUGGUACAAUACCUCGUACGAAUAUCCCAGGUCACGAAUUCCGGAACCGUAUCAUUCCACGGAGGAGACUGCGAGGAUGAUGGUGCACUUGAAUCAUGCCCAUAUUCAUGCCAUGAGAGAACUGAAUUGGAAGUACCACGAAAGCAAGGCCUUCAGAUCCUCGAUGAGUAACCCUGCUAUGAAUUGGCAAUUGAAGCCCAAGCGACCAUCCGUGCAAAACACUCCUCUGAAGCUGACGCGAGACCAGGAUGAGCCCAUGAAACGCACAUCUUCCCUUGAUUCUACAUUUGUGAACAGUGGUCAGUAUCAUCAAUUUCAUACGUUGAAAAUAGCCUCGUGUGAUGUGUGGUCUACCUCAACUUUCAAACGAUGUUCCCCUCCAGCUUUAACAAAGAGAAAUACGGAGUUCAACAGAAAUGUGCCGCCAUCGAGGAAAGGUGUGAUUGAGGGUCGCGGUGAAGGAAGCAGUACUUCCGAGCUUCCUUGGUACUCGAACUGGAAUCCCAAAGACACCCUGAGGGUACUCUGGUCAGCGCCCAAGUUCAAGGAAAGUUCUGAAGAUGGAGCCAGGGAUCAGAAAUCUAAACUUUUUUAA